AGAAGACGGAACAGGUUGUGCGCACUGGAGACCACCUACCAGCAAUAAUGAAUUUCAGGGAAGAAAUUAUGAGCCAUAUAGUUCCAGGACAAUUUGAUGAUGCAGAAUCUUCUGACAGUGAGCAGUCCCAGACUGAAGUCAUCCAGAAAGAGAAAGAAAUAAUUAAAAUGCAGCCGUCGCGUUUGUACGUGGAAGCAUACGUGGACGAAUUUGACGACAGUGGUGAAGACGAUGAAGAUGAUUGGGACUGGGACGAUAUGAUGGGGAAAGUCACAAAGGGAAACCUCAUUCAUGGAGGGAGAAACACACAGGCAAACAGACAGACGCCCAGUUGCAAUGCAUCCAAAAUGUCCACUCCUACAGACAAGGCGCUGAGAAAAUUUGACAAUAAAAUUAAUUUAGACAAGCUAUAUUUUGCGGAUUCUGUUAUAAACAAAGUUACAGAGAAAUCAAGGCAAAGAGAAGCGGAGAUGUACCGGGUGAAAGAUAAGUCGGACAGAGCAACUGUAGAACAAGUAUUGGACCCCAGAACCCGAAUGAUUCUGUUCAAGAUGCUAACAAGAGGUGUGAUAUCAGAGAUCAACGGCUGCAUCAGCACAGGGAAGGAGGCUAACGUGUAUCAUGCCAGCACAGCAAAUGGAGAGAACAGGGCAAUAAAGAUAUAUAAAACUUCAAUUCUGAUGUUUAAAGACCGGGAUAAAUACGUGAGUGGAGAAUUCAGGUUUCGCCGUGGAUACUGUAAAGGAAAUCCUAGAAAAAUGGUCAAGACGUGGGCAGAAAAAGAAAUGAGGAAUUUAACAAGGUUACAUGUUGCACAAAUUCCAUGCCCCGAACCCAUCAUGCUGAGAAGUCAUGUUCUUGUUAUGGGCUUUAUUGGAAAAAAUGACACGCCUGCUCCUUUGUUGAAAAAUGCUCAGUUAUCAGACACAAAAGCUCGGGAGCUGUACCUGCAAGUCAUCCACUACAUGAGAAGAAUGUAUCAGGAUGCAAAACUUGUUCAUGCAGAUCUCAGCGAAUUUAAUAUGCUGUAUCACAGUGGGGAGGUGUAUAUCAUAGAUGUGUCCCAGUCUGUGGAGCAUGACCACCCACACGCUUUGGAAUUCCUGAGGAAAGACUGUGCCAACGUUAAUGACUUUUUCCGGAAAUACAGCGUCGCAGUGAUGACUGUAAGAGAGCUCUUUGAGUUUGUCACAGAUCCGUCUAUUACGAGUGAGAACAUGGACGCUUACCUUGAAAAAGUGAUGGAAAUAGCAUCCCAGAGAACAGAAGAAGAAAGGUCUAAUCAAGAUAAUGUGGAUGAAGAGGUGUUCAAGAAAGCCUAUAUCCCAAGGACGCUUACUGACGUUAAGAACUACGAGAGGGACGUGGACAUCAUGAUGAAGCUGAAAGAAGAAGACGUGGCCUUAAGUGUGCAGCAAGAUAAUAUUCUCUACCAGACAGUUACAGGGUUAAAGAAGGAUUUAUCAGGUGUUCAGAAGGUUCCCGCUCUGCUUGACAAUAAAGAAGAAACAGAAUCUGAUUCGGAGGACGACGGCAGUUCCGACGACUCCAAACCGGCUUGUAAAGAACAAGAGGAGUCUGUGCAUCCUAAAGAUCAGCCAGCUGAGACGGGCGUGGAUAAAAAGGAAAGAAAGAAGAUGACUAAAGAGGCUCAGCGAGAGAAGAGGAAACACAAGAUCCCAAAACACGUAAAGAAGCGAAAAGAGAAGACUGCAAAAACGAAGAAGGGCAAAUAAAUCCCCGUUGGCCUUUUAGGGCAGUGUUAGCCACUCAUGACUUUACGGGACCGUAUUUUGGUAGCAGAAUACUCCUCCUUCACCCCUUUCACCUUGGUGAAUCACAAACAACCACUGUGGCAGGGCACGCUGCUGGCAGGAAAGCUGGGCCUCAGUCCUCUUGUGGGUUUGUGCAUAUAGUAGUCAGUAGAGCUCGUUGGCAAUGGGUUGGACCCCGUGGCAGACUUCUGCUAACGGAAAGUGGGGGAGUGAUGAUUUUUAAUAGCUAUUCCUUUCCCACUGCAGACCUCCAAUUUACUCCUUGUGUUCCCCCCCCCCAGCGCUCCUCCCCCCUCGGCAGCAUUUCAGAGAGUAUUAUGGGCUGCAGGGGAACGGAAGGGAUUGAUGAAGUUCCGUUCUGCUAACACAAUUCCCUUCCGUCUGUGGAAAGCACUGCUGGAUCCAACCCAGUGUAUUCUUGGAUAUUUUAAUGGGGACUUUCGGCCAGUCCAGAGGAAUUUAUACAGUUCUGUAGUGUUAUGAGGAUCUCUAGCAGUGCUCUAUGCAGCACCGAAGGCCUUUACUUUCCAUGCGCAAGAGGGACAGAUAAUUAUCUACAUACAUGUAUGUAAAUACAUAUAUAUAGAUAUUAUUUAAUCUCAUGCACUGAAUUAUCAAGUAGAUUGACGUACGGUGUUUUAUUGGUUUUUUAAUUUAUAUCUUCUCCGUGGCUACUCACAAUCUGUCAGUGUCGCAGUACUUUCCCUCAGCACUGAUGGGAUGCAAUUGGGGGUGGGGGGGUGGGACA
Molecule: messenger RNA, 2523 nt
Organism: Gekko japonicus
Lineage: Eukaryota; Metazoa; Chordata; Lepidosauria; Squamata; Gekkonidae
Gene: RIOK1
Product: RIO kinase 1
Exons: 17
Coding region: 48-1736 (562 amino acids)
Biological process (GO): maturation of SSU-rRNA
Cellular component (GO): preribosome, small subunit precursor; cytosol
Molecular function (GO): protein serine/threonine kinase activity; ATP binding
Source: RefSeq, a predicted model, not a curated record